Mercenaria mercenaria is the source of this 5573-nucleotide messenger RNA. RefSeq names its product nucleolar pre-ribosomal-associated protein 1-like. The record is from RefSeq and is a predicted model, not a curated record. Bases 123 to 5549 code for a protein of 1808 amino acids. Gene Ontology annotation, biological process: maturation of 5.8S rRNA from tricistronic rRNA transcript (SSU-rRNA, 5.8S rRNA, LSU-rRNA); maturation of LSU-rRNA from tricistronic rRNA transcript (SSU-rRNA, 5.8S rRNA, LSU-rRNA). The transcript is spliced from 35 exons. NCBI's taxonomy places the organism in Eukaryota, Metazoa, Mollusca, Bivalvia, Venerida, Veneridae. Gene Ontology annotation, cellular component: nucleolus.
GUGAAAAACGUCAUAGGAUAUUGUGUUUUGAAAAGUCUCGGUGUUUAGGCGCAUGAGAUUGUAGUACAUUAAUAGUUGUAAACCAAAUCCAUGAGCCUAGGCGAACCAACGUGAUAGCAAAUAUGGCUGCGCCCAUGAGAAAAGAUGAAACUCGACAGAAAACGAAUUCCAAAAGGAAAGCCAGUGGCAAAUUGGACAGGACAGCGUCUGAGAAGAGACCAAGAGGAAACUCUUUCGAUGAUCUCGAAUUUAAGUAUCAUUUGAAAGCACCGAACACAGUAUUUAUAGGCUUUGAAAAGUUUAUAGAGGCUGCAAGGAAUUGGACAGAUGGAGCUGGAGAAGACAUUGUCCUCAAAUAUUGCAGGUCAUCUCCUGAAUGCUCAGAGAUUUUUCAAGUACUGGAGGCAGGAUCAAGGAAAGUACAUGAGCUACAGUUAGUGUUUACCUGUCUGGAGAAGAUAUUGUUGAGGAUUGCCGAUGAUCUUGGUCAGUUCUACACAACUGGACAAAAUAUUGUGAAGAAACUCCUGGCUGGUCAUGUACACGCUAUCUUCAAUACACUCAAUGUGAAAAACAAGUCAAACCAGAUUAAAGCAUCUUUGAAAUUACUUGUUGCCAUGGUGAUGAUAGGUGUGCCAUCUGCAAAACUUGUCCUGAACAACGUAGACCUGGGUCACACAUCAAUGCUGCCAUUACUACAAAGAAGAGAUGUUAAGGAUGAAGAAGAUGUUCGUACGUGUUUUAUCCACCUGGUACUUGCAUGUUUGCUGGCAGGAGACAAUGAUGUUAUCAGGAAGCUUGUGCAAACUAAAGGUUUGAUGGAGAGUUUGUUUCAAGGUGUAGAAUUUGACAGAGUGGCCACAUUACAGUUACUGCUUUCAACCAUUCUGGAAAAGGUAAUAAUGAAUUCUGGUAUUAGUAAGACUACGAAGGCUCACAUGUUUUCUGAAAAAGGAUUAAAGGAGCUUGGUCGUCUGUAUGACUGGCAAGGUCUUGCUAAAUGGAAGCAGACGCUCAAACAGAAAGGAAAACAACCUGUCACCCCCUUUGUGGAAACUGAAGAUUCAGAAAAUGAAGACAAGAGGCUUGUAGCAGAACUAGCCGAUAAAUUCCUUACUGAAGUGUGUACAUCGUACAAACAUGGCAUUAUAUUCCAUGAUAAAACCUACGGCUUAUCUGGAAGAAGCCAGAAUCAUCUGAUGACAAGAUUUUUAGGAUAUCUAAGUGGGCGUCUCUCACAUGUUCUUGUUCAGAAACUGGUUAUAGGUAUUCUAACUGCCUGUCCAGACCAGCUUCAGUACUUCCUGCCUCAUAUCACUGACUCACUUGUUCCUAGAGAAACUGCAAAAUGGAUAAAUACCAUGAACUUCUUGAUGAAGGUUUACAGCAGCUUGGGGAAGGAUAUGUCUGUAUUAAAAACAAAGGAUAAGAAGAGUGUUGGAAAUUUUGUACAAAUACUGAUGGUGUAUACCAUGCCUUCAUCUCAGAUCCUCAAUACAGUUCUUGCUGGAGUCAGGGACAAAUUGCUGGUUGUUAAUCAUGUGAGCCUUGGUUUGGUGAGACAGAUUGCUGAUACAGCAGUACAUGUACUCAAACUGCUCCACAACUUGCAUAUCUAUACACAGGAGGAGAGGCUUGAAAUACAUAACCUGUAUAUAGCAUAUGUGCUCAAAAACUUGCCUCAUGUAACAGAUGUGUUCAACUGCUGGGAUAAAGUGAUGAGUACGCAGAAAUCUACCCUAGAGGAGAUGACUAAACUGCAAGACUUGUGUGGAGUUGGAUAUUGUGAUGUAUUGAUACAGAUUGAACAGAUACUAUGUCUGUACCAGGACUUACAACAUGAUCUGCUUGCUGAACACCCGCUUAUACUUGGUAAACUUAUUGAAGGUAUAAUGGGAACAGAGUGGGGUACAGUCUCUGACGAGACAGGUCACAUGACCAAAGUGUAUCUGCUCAAACUGAUGGCAGGAACUGAGUCGAGAAGGCUGCCUUGGGCAAAACAGAAUGCAUCUGGUCACACGCUUCUAUAUCAGCUACUUGACCUGCUGACUCAGUUAUCUUCGAACACGGAUCUUGCAGACGUAACUUUGCAACUUGUUUGUAAGCUGCUGGAGAGUACCGGUCAGUUUGAGGAUCACCAUGAUGAUCUGCUGGUGUGGCUCAAGGCCUUGCAGAGUUCAGAUACUUCCAUCCUAGACUUCGUUUCAAAAGUGAUGAUGACCUAUAUUCAUAACCCUUAUCCUUACAUGGAUAAAAUGUGUGACCUUGACCUACAGACUGAUGCUGCCUUGGUAACCAAGCUUGAAGUGAAACAGCAGUUAGGAGUAAAUGAAAUUAUUGCCAUGGAUGCAGUGAAUUUAGAAGAGGAUAGUUGUGAGCAUUCAAGUCAUGCAAAUAAAAGAUUCCCAUUCUGUCCAGUGUUGAUCGUUGGCUUGGACAUGCUGGAGAAAUUGGACAUUGUGUCAAAAGAAAUUCGGUGCUAUAUAUCUAAGGUUUUAUUAAGCACCUUUCAUCAACAAGUGGAACCUGUUGCAAUGUGUACCCUGUUGACCAAGUACAAAGCAAGUUUAUUUCUGCCAGGGCUGUCAGACUAUAUCCGCACCUGGAUACAGACUGAUGUCACAGAUUCAGAGACGUUGUCCACCAAGUCAAGUUAUGAGAACUUUCUGUCUCAGAAUGAAGCAAUCAUUACUGAAGAUGCAAGCCCUAGAUGUAGGAUACAGCAAGAUCUUUUACACUUACUGUACAUCAUACAGCAAUGCAGACAGCAUGCAGAUAAAAGAUACGUGAAGCAUAUAAAAACUUUGAAGAAAUCUAUUAUCUCAAGUAUUAAGGAGAUUUCUGAAGAUCAGGAAACUAGCCAGAAAGAAGUUUGUGAUCAAACAGUGCAUGAACUGCUUGAUAAACGUGAUGAGAAUGUGUUAUAUUUAUCUGUCAGAUCAGUCCUCGAUCAUCCAGUCUGUAAACAGUUCUUUCUACUUGAUGCUUCAGACAAACAGUCUACAAGAAUUGCAAACACUGUGACUGACUUAGUUACUGAAUUGUUUGAAGUGACUUUUGAGCAAAAUUUACAGCUUGAAGGCACGUUGGACUACUACUACCAGAGAAUAAUAUCAGCCUUACAGAGUGUAAAAAGGGAGCUCAUUGGGCAUUCAGUUUUUAAAGUAUUGACUGUGUUUGUGUUAAAGUGCACCGCUGAUCAGUGUCGACAGAUGCUUGACCUCGUUUUGAAUGCUUUUCCUGACGAAGAUGAGGCAGAUGACAGUUUGCUCGUGCCAUUGUUUGAAAAUUUAAUACAAAGGCUCAUAAACUCAGACUUCACAGUUGCUAAACUGACUGAAAAUGGACUUUAUACUCUCAUUAACUGCUUUGUAAAUGGCAAAAAAUCUACUGAUCUCUUGUGCAGAUUUUUCAAAAGAUUUCCAGUUCUAUCAGCACAGUGCUCUGAAAGAACUGUAGAGAAGUUGUUUUUGUUUUCUGAACAUGCCAGACUGGUUCAGUUUUUCAUGGAGAAUAAUGCAGUAGUGAAGGUAACAGUGGGAAAGAUGAUACAGUCUGCGGAUCAAGACUGGACCACUACUGAAAAUGUCAAGAUUGUCAUAAAAUAUAUUAGACUGGUGCUUGCAGAACAAGGAAAAUGCGCAGGUCAGCGAAUACCAGCAGCAGAAACAGUCUUGAACAUGUUUACGUCACAGUUACUUUCCCUGUGUGGUGGUGAUGUUGUAAAAAAUGCCAGUGAUUUAUUGGAACUUGCAGAGCUUUUAACUGGCAGUGACCUUCUUGGAGAAAAGUUGAUAUCAAAGAUGAAGAAAAAGUUAGCUGUUACAUUGGCACAGGAGACUAUGAAACCCCACCAUAUAGAUCUGCUAUGUAUGGUGUACAGUGUAGACAAUAAGGAGAAACUUGUACCGAUCUGUAUCAAAUGCCUGAUAGCUGUAUAUAGUACAGUGGAUGUGGAUAAAAUAUGUAGAUCAGACAUAGAGGACAAAUUGUUGGAUAUCCUAGCCGGGUGUACACAGAAUGACUUUGAGACACUAGCAGCCAUGUCAGAGUUGCAGGACUGUUGGCCUAAACUUGUUGAGUCAACAUUAAGGUUUGCCUUUACAAAGCCACAGUCAUUGAAGUUUAACGUCAGCCUGUUACAAUCUGUAUACCAACAAAGUGACAUUGAACUCGGAGUUUCCAUGGAAAACAUUUCUGCAAUAGUGAUGAGUCAUUCCUCGUUGUUGCCUGUGAUGUUUGGAGAGCAUGGUCAGGAGUGUAAAGACCUGUUGGUAAGCUUGAUUUUGGUACUGACGGAGCUGUGCCCCACUUCUUGUCAUUCCGAUCAUAUUGGUGUUUUUCUAGGGGCAUACAGGGCCUCUCUUUCACUUACAGAUCAGAAAAUACUGAAGUUGAUGCACCUUUAUGAAAAACAUGAGAUCUCUUUCUCAGAUUACAAGCCUUUUCUGUGGGGUGAGAAGGCAGUAGAGCAGCACACACUACGAGAAUCCCUCGGUCCGUCACUGAAGCAAGCUACAAUGAUGCAGGUGAUGAGCAACAUUGAUGCAAACAUGAUGUCACAGUCUGUACUGCACUUCCCACUUAGCAAGAAAUUACAUGAUAUGGAACCACAACCAGCUGAGGAAUACAAGUCCCACAGUCAGUGUUACAAUCCAUGUUUCAUCUUGCCAUUGUUUAGUCAUAUUCUCCAGCCAGAGUCGGUGAUUGACUGUAGAAGAUUUAUACAGAGUGGUUGUCUUGGUUACACAUUGGCAUCACUGUCCAGUCAUGAUGAGAACAUACGUAAUGUGGCACAGCAUAUCCUUGACAAGUUUCAAGGUCACCUCGAGGCGGCACGAAUCCCAGAGAAAGACCAGCUUCUGUAUAUGCUGCAUGUUAUAAAAAGCAGCAUACCAAAAACAAAAAAUAAACUGUCUUCCAUCAUUACACAGUUUCUGGCCAGAACUGCAAAACUGAUGUUGAAACCAGGUGAUCACAUGUACACAAUUAUCAACCAGUUUCUGUUACGGAAGCCAACUCUAGAUGUCGGCAAUAUACCAGAAUUCUUCAAGCUGUUCAACAGCUCUGCAAUGCAGUACCAAAUGGAAAGAAGUUGGAUGUUAACACUGAUGAAAGAUGGACUACGUGAGGCAGCAGACUACUGGAUCUUUGAGAAGAGGUUCACUUUCAAACUUCUACAGAGUUUCUAUGAUUCCAGAAUGGCAGAUUUACAGUCACAGGUUCAGGUGAUACAGAUUCUACUGUCCGCCUGCAAAGAAAGAAGAUUAGCUGUAGAUCUGUGCCAGAAUCAUGGAUUCCUAGUCUGGAUUGCAGCAGCCAUUUGCAAAUUGUCAUGUGACAAGGUUCAGCUGUGUAUCAGUCUAUGUGACUUACUGCACCAGGUGUGGACAUCUGUGAUGAAACAUUCUCAGGACAACAAGCAGUCUAUACAACUCUCUUUCUCUGUUCAAAUAUUGGCAUGCUUGAAAACACUGCUACUUUACCUGAGGAACAUUCCAGUAGACGUCAAAGUACAGUGCCUCCUUGACCUAUCAUUCAAGUGCUAAAUUAUCUUCACUAUUGGAGGACAG